AUGGACCAGAGAGGAAAUAAGCGUGUCUACAGCAGCGCUUUUCAGAAUUCUAACGACGAAUAUCGUAAAGUAUUGCGUAGUGUCGCUGGCUCUUCUGCUACUUCUCAAUCCUCCUACAUACCUGCAGUUUUGUUUGGCACCGACAAAGAAAACAGCAUUCCGUUCCUGGACACAGAAGCAGACCAGGAAUCUCUUCACAGUUCCCAGAAUCAUAUACGGCUACCGCUGGGCUCUUACUCGCUCGGAUGUCAGCCAUGCCUUCCUUGUAUCUCUCAGGUAUUGGAGGAAAGUGGACGGGGCAUCACCCUCCAGGAACCAGGGCAGUUUGAAAUGGACUCAUCUCCUCUCGACUUCCACUUGGACCUCAACUCCAGUUCUCCUCUUAAUGAAAUCGCAGGCUUUGGUGCUUACACCGGACCACCUACCUUCGAAGAUCCAAACACGGCAUUUGUCCAACCUGGUCACGAUGGCGGAUUUACUUGGCCUGCCCUGCACUUUCAGGACCUCUCACUCUACGACACUCCAAAAACAAUGUUUCCAGAUCAGUUCGAGGGGCCCGUUGUUGCAGCCCGUAUAAGUGUUUCCGCAGUCGCAUCACAAUCCCUACAGUACGCAUUCCCCACCCUCCACCCCAACGACAUCCUCAUCAUCUUCGACAAAGGCCACAAGGUCAUGAAACUCAACAAGUACCUUCUCAUGCUCUCAUCCCGCUUCUUCGCCUCCAUACUCACUGGCACAUACACUUAUGGCUACACGCACUGUCUCCGCCUGCGUAACGACUUCCCUCUGGCCAUAGCAGCCAUGAUUCGGUUUCUGGAAAGUGGCGCGUACGCACUCGAUCCUAUGAUGCGGACCCAGUGCCCCAACUUGACGCUCUUCGAUCUACAUAUCCACGCUUACGUUCUGGGUACCAAGUACGACAUGCGCAAGCUGUGCGAUUAUGCUAUUAACCAAUACGUCGAUCUGGGGCGCAGGAUUCUGGACAAGAGCAGCGGGUAUGUCCACCAGAUCACUGGCUUGGUGUCUCCGGGUGUGAAUUCCUUUCUCGACUCUUUAGUACUUAUCUGGCGGAAUACGCGGGAUAGCGAGGAUGCGUUGCGUCAGGCGGCGCUGGAGCUGGUCAAGGUGAAGAUAAAUAGGCUGCUCCGGGUCAGGUUCUUCCAGACGCUGCUAUGGGAGUUGCCGGGAUUUGGUAAUGAUGUUGUGGCUAGUUUGCAGGAGGAUGGGUUCGAUGUCAAGGCGUUGCCUGUCAGGGCUGGAAUGCAGGAGAAGGCAGGUGUCAGUUUUGGUCGUGCAUGA
Bipolaris oryzae ATCC 44560 is the source of this 1299-nucleotide messenger RNA. RefSeq lists its product as uncharacterized. NCBI's taxonomy places the organism in Eukaryota, Fungi, Ascomycota, Dothideomycetes, Pleosporales, Pleosporaceae. Bases 1 to 1299 code for a protein of 432 amino acids. The record is from RefSeq and is a predicted model, not a curated record. Gene Ontology annotation, molecular function: protein binding. The transcript has 2 exons.